CGUUGUCCGCUUUCCCUCAGAUAACACCGCUCAAGGUACUUAAGGUAUACCGCGUGUGCUUCGUCGCCCGCAACAGUCACUGCGCAGAACCAUGUCCGUUCACCUCGUGCCGACCCUCCUGCCAGCUUUAGCCGCCCUGCUCCUCUUAUCGUACAUAGUCCUGCGACUUCGGUAUCGCUUCCCCCCUGGUCCAAAAGGGCUGCCAAUCAUCGGCAACGUCUUCGAUGUGCGGAAACCAUUCCAAUGGUUGAUAUACCAGGAAUGGAGUCGCGAACACAGUAUCCGAAUCGUGUUACGCUCUAUGACGUCCUUCAUGACCUGGAUUUCUGACAGAUUCCAAUAUCGUACAUUUUGAGAUCCUCGGGACUCACUUCGUGGUCCUGAACUCUGCGAAGGCUGCAGCUGACCUUUUCGAGAGACGGUCUAAGAUAUAUUCUGACAAGUGAAUGCCUGUCCUCUAUCAUAACAUGUGCAUAGU
Messenger RNA from Phanerochaete carnosa HHB-10118-sp, 478 nucleotides. RefSeq lists its product as uncharacterized. The coding region runs from base 92 to 355 and encodes 87 amino acids. Gene Ontology annotation, molecular function: oxidoreductase activity, acting on paired donors, with incorporation or reduction of molecular oxygen; iron ion binding; heme binding. NCBI's taxonomy places the organism in Eukaryota, Fungi, Basidiomycota, Agaricomycetes, Polyporales, Phanerochaetaceae. The record is from RefSeq and is a predicted model, not a curated record. The transcript has a single exon.